UCCACUUGAAAGCCAUCCUGAUCUCGUAUUAAUUAUUGCAUCAAUUGUUUCUUUUUUUCUCAUUUUCUCUCAAAAUUUUAUAAUUUUGAGACCGUUGAAGCUGCAGAUUUGUUACAAAUCAACGACAACCACUACUUAAGCUCUUCAAAAAAUGGCUGAACAAAUCCCAUUCAAUAUUAUAGCUGACGUUUUAACCAAGUUAGGCUCCUCGGCUAUUCAACAAAUUGGAUCUGCGUUUGGUGUGGCAAAAGAGUUAACGAAGCUUACGGAGAAACUGGACGCUAUCAGGGGUGUACUUCUUGAUGCUGAGGAGAAGCAGGAGAAAAGCCAUGCAGUAAAAACUUGGGUGAGGAGGCUCAAAGAUGUCGUGUAUGAUGCUGAUGACUUGUUGGAUGACUUUGCAACCCAUCAGCUGCAGCGUGGAGGAGUAGCAAGGCAGGUCAGUGACUUCUUCUCAUCUUCAAAUCAACUUGUAUAUCGUUUUAAGAUGAGUAGUAGAGUCAAGAAUAUCAAAGAAGAGGUUGAUGAAAUUGUAAAAGAAAUCGAUCUGCUAAAACUUGUUCAAGGGAACAUAGUUCACAGGGAGGUAGAGAGUAGUUGGAGAGAGACUCACUCAUUUGUGUUGACCUCUGAAAUGGUAGAAAGAGAUGAAGAUAAAGAAGAGAUAAUAAAAUUGUUGGUGUCAUCUGGGAAUGAAAAAAAUCUUUCUGCUGUUGCCAUUAUUGGAAUUGGGGGGUUGGGCAAGACCACUCUUGCUCAGCUGGUAUAUAAUGAUGAGAGAGUGGUAGACUUUUUUGGGCCUAAGAUAUGGAUUUGUGUUUCUGAUGAUUUUGACGUAAAGUUGCUGGUUAAAAAAAUUUUGGAAUCCUUGAGUGGAGUUGUAGAAAAAUCUGAGUCAUUGGAAGUUUUGAAAGUUUCCCUUCAUGAAAAACUAAGGCAGCAGAGAUACUUGCUAGUACUUGAUGAUGUUUGGAAUGAUGACUUCCAAAACUGGGAUAGAUUGAGGACCUUGUUGAUGGUUGGUGCUAAAGGGAGUAAGAUUCUAGUAACCACCCGAAAUAGAAACGUUGCAUCAACUAUGGGUAUUGAUCAUUUUCCUUUUUCUUUGAAAGGUUUGAAAGAAAACCAGUCUUGGAAUUUAUUUUCAAAAAUAGCAUUUGAAGAAGGACAAGAGAGAAUGUAUCCAAGACUUGUAGGAAUUGGAAAAGAAAUUGUGAAUAUGUGUAAUGGAGUUCCUCUUAUCAUCAAAACACUAGGAGCAAUAUUGCGCUUUAAAACUGAGGAACGUCCGUGGUUGUCCAUUAGAAACAAUGAAAAUUUGUUGCUAUUGGAAGGUGGAAAUAAUGAUAGGGCUUUAUCUGUGCUCAAGUUAAGCUAUGAUGAUCUAUCAUUCCAUUUGAAGCAAUGUUUUGCUUAUUGUGCAAUAUUUCCAAAAGACUAUGAAAUUGAGAAAAAAUUGUUGGUGCAAUUGUGGAUGGCACAAGGAUAUAUUCAAGCUUCAUAUGUAGGAGAUCGGUAUUUUGAGGAAUUAUUGUCAAGAUCAUUAUUAGAGGAGGCUAAAAAAGAUGUUUAUAAUAAUAUAUCAAGUUGUAAAAUGCAUGAUCUUAUACAUGAUCUUGCACAAUCUAUUGUUGGAUCUGAAAUCCUUGUUUUAAAAGAAAAUGUGGAGAACGAGAAGAUAUCAGAAAGAGUUUAUCAUGUGUCAUUCUUUAUGAUGUUGAAUAUCCAUUGGAAGGAUUUGAAACACAUAAGGACCAUUUUGAAAUUUAAUAAAUGGGUUGAAGCUAAUUAUUCAAUUCCUAAUACACUUAUUCCAAAUUUUAAGUGUUCCCGUGUGUUGAGCCUAACUGGAAUCGUUGCAAAAAAGAUACCAAAAUCUAUAGGUAAAUUGAGUCAUCUAAGAUAUCUCAAUCUUUCAUACAAUGAUUUCAAGGUACUCCCAAAUGCUAUUACAAGGUUAUAUAAUUUGCAAACAUUAAAACUUAUGGAUUGUAGAAAUCUAAAAGAAUUUCCCAAAGACAUAAGGGAAUUGAUUAAUCUUAGGCACUUGGAGAAUGAUAGGUGUGAAAGUUUGAGUUAUAUGCCAUGUGGGAUAGGGAGGUUGACUUUGCUUGAAAGCCUACCACUGUUUGUUAUUGGAACUGGGAGUAAAGUUGGCAGAUUGAGUGAAUUGAAAAGGCUAAACAACCUUCGAGGAAAGCUAUGGAUUAAAAAGCUUGAAAAUGUAAGGGAUGCUAACGUAGAAUCCGAGGAAGCAAAUUUGGGGGAAAAACAAUACAUCGAGUCCUUGGAAUUAGAAUGGUCAUAUGGUGAAGAAGCUCAAGCUCAAUCGGGUGAGGAUGCUGAGUCAGUGAUGGUAGGCCUACGACCACAUCGAAACCUGAAGGAGUUUUUUAUAACAGGAUAUGGAGGUAGGGGGUUUCCAAGUUGGAUGAUGAAUGGUGGUUUGAGUUGUAGACUCCCUAACCUCAGCACAAUUAAUUUGAAAAGUUGUUUAGGAUGCCAGAUUCUACCGCCAUUUGUUGAACUCCCUCACCUCAAGUCUCUGAAGCUUCAGUGUUUAGAAAAGGUGGAGUACAUGGACCACUGUUCAUCCGAAGGGCCAUUCUUCCCAUCACUUGAGUACCUUGAACUCGAGCGCAUGCCAAAGUUAAAGGAGUUGUGGAGGAGGGACUUAUCUCCAACACACCCACCUUCAUUUCCUUGUCUUUUAGAAUUAACACUCACAAAUUGUGAUAAGUUGGCAUCCUUGGAACUACAUUCAUCCCCUCUUCUUUCCAAGUUAGAGAUUAAAGAAUGUCAUAAGCUAACAUCCCUGCGACUGCCUUCUCCUAUUCCUUCACAAUUAAACAUUAGGGCUUGCCCCCGACUAUUUUCUCCACCUUCACCUCCGCCUCCACCUCCACCUCCACCUCCACUUUUUAUAACAGACCGAUCAUUGAAUCGAAAAAGUUACUAGUUCAAGGUUCACUGAUCGAACCGUGGUCGAAUCAGUGACGUCAUAAAUAUAUAAUUUAUAUAUUAUUGAAAUUAAAAUAAUUAUAAAAAUAAAAAUAAUAUAAUUUAUAUAUUCGAAGGAAUAAGACAUAAUAGUUUUGAAAUUAUCGUGAGAAUCAAAUUAUUUUAUGAAAUUAUUGUUUUAAAGAAAUUAUUUUUGUCCAAACACAUUAGAGAAAAAGAAACUGCAUUCAUCUCCUCUUCUUUCCAAGUUAAAGAUUACACAAUGUCCUAAGCUGACAUCCCUGCGACUGCCUCCUUCUCUUCUUUCGCAAUUAGAUAUUCGGUAUUGUGGUGACUUGGCAUCCUUGGAACUGCAUUCGUCUCCUCUUCUUUCUAGUUUAGACAUCAGGAAUUGCCCCCAACUGACAUCUUUACUAUUUCCUCCAUCUCCCUGCCUUGAGAAGCUGUACCUAUGUAAAGUCAAAGAGGUGGUACUACGGGAGUUGAUGUUGGCUACUGCUUCUUCAUUGGAGUCUGUGUCUGUUGAAAGCAUAGAUGAUUUGAUGUCUCUGCCAGACGAGCUUCGUCAACAUGUUUCCACUCUCCAAACUCUCAAAAUUUGGGACUGCUCUCGUUUGGCAACAAUACCACGCUGGAUAGGCAACCUCACCUCACUUACAGAGCUUGGAAUCGGAUACUGCCCUGAAUUGACAUCAUUGGCCCAAGAGAUGCGCUCCCUCACCAACCUACGUUCACUCUCAAUUGACUACUCUUGUGGUUUAGCAUCAUCACCAAACUGGAUAGGUGGCCUCACCUCACUGACUGACCUUGAAAUUUGUUCUUACUCUCAAUUGACAUCAUUGCCAAAAGAACUGCGUUCUCUUGGAAUCCUCAAGAGUCUCACAAUUCACGACUGGUCUGGUUUGACAACAUUACCAGAUUGGAUAGGCAGCCUCACCUCGUUAACUGAUCUUGAAAUUGGUCCUUGCCCUGCAUUGACAAUCACUGCCAGAGGAAUUGUGCUCUUUUAGAAUCCUCAAGAGUCUCACAAUUCACGACUGGCCUGGUUUGACAACGUUACCAGAUUGGAUAGGCAACCUCUCCUCACUUGAAGAGCUUCGAAUUUGUAAAUGCCCUAAAUUGACAUCACUGCCGGAAGAGAGGCGUUACACAGUCGAAAUCAUUUGUUAACAAUUCGGGAAAUGAGUGGCCCAAGAUUACUCGUGUCUCAGAAAUUAGUUCAGAAACGAACUGAUGCAGAAAGCCAUUUCAGAUAUCUGGAAUUGCGGUGACUUGGCAUCCUUGGAACUGCGUUCAACCCCUCUUCUUUCUAGUUUAUACAUCUGGGAAUGCCCUAAGCUGACAUCCUUGCAAGUGUCUUCGUUACCUUGUCUUAAGACACUAGGACUGCAUAAAGCGAGAGGAGAUUUUACUUUCCUAAAGAAGCUUAUGAUUGACCUAAAGCCCAAAGAAGACCGGUCUUGAAUUGGCCUAAAAUUUCACAUGGCCCAGAAAGCUAUAUCUCUUAGAUGACACAUGCAAAAAGGAAUUUUUCUCUGUUUUGAAUUCAGAUGUCAUUGAUGUAAAUUCAAUGUAAAAAAGGGAUGAUGGUGGGGCUUGGGCAUCUCUAUCAGUGGAUGCAAUUUUUUAUCACCUUUGAUAGCUUGAAUAAAUAUUGCAGAGAGCGUUUUUGUCAAAUAAGGAGUUGGUGCCUCCACUAUUAGGGCUUCAAAAUGUUAACAUUCUGGAAAUCCUUACAAUCAUCAAUUUCUCUAGUUUUGCAACUUAAUCAAACUAGAAGACAGUCUGGCAUCUCUUAAUGAGCUUGAAAAUGCUGUUGGCCUUGAAUUGCAAUCACUGCCAGAAGGGAUGUGUCACUCAACACUUCAAUUUUCCCAAAAUUGAUAUUGACUAGCAAUGAUGUAAUUGUUGUCAAUUGAAUGUACAAGGGAUAAUGGUGGAGCUUGGACAUCUCUACGAGGGGAUUCAAUAUUUCAUCACCUUUGAUACCUUGAAUAAAUGUUGCAGUGAGCUUCUUUUGUUAGAUAAUGAAGAUGAAGCUUGAGUUGGUGUCUCCGGUAUUGGGGCCUGGAAAUGUUACCAACACAACCACCUCCUUCAUUUCCUUAUCUUUCACAAUUAGAUAUCGAGUAUUGUAAGGAGUUAGCGUCCUUGGAACUGCAUUCAUCUCCUCUUCUUUCUAGUUUAAAGAUCUCGCAAUGCCCUGAGCUCAGAGUCUUUUUUCUAUUCUAGACAUCCUUGCAAGUGUCUUUGUUACCUUGUCUUAAGAAAUUGCUACUGUCUACAGUGAGAGAAGAGGUAUUGCGGCAGUUAAUACUUGUUAUUGAUUCUCCAUUGGAGUCUUUGUCCAUAUAGAAGAUAUGUGAUUUUGAUAUUUCUUCUAGAUGAGCUGCAUCGACAUGUUUCAACUCUUCAACGUCUCUCAAUUUACAACUAUUGUGGUUUGACAGCAUUACCACAUUGGAUUGGCAGUCUCACCUCAUUUGCACACCUUAAUAUAUAAAAUUAUGAGCACCUUACAGAAAGAUGUCGAAGGGAACUGGCCCAAGAUUGAUUAUAUCCUAUAAAUUAACAUGUACCUGCAUUAGUGAAGAGUGAACUUAUACAGAAUGUCAUUUCAGGUUUCACCUUCCUUAAGAAGCUUUAUGAUUGGCUUAAUGCCUAAAGGGAUGCUAAAAGGGGACAAGUCUUGGGUUGCCCUAAAGAUUUCACAUCGCCCAUAAAAACAUAUCUACUAGAUGACUAGUGCAGAAAGGACUUUUGCUCUGUUUUUAAUUCAGGUCUGCUAGUGGGCAUGUAUAUUUCUGAUUUCACCUUGUUUAAGAAACUCAUGGUUAUUCAUUGGCCCAAUGGUUUCUUAUAUGCCAUUGCAAAUAAGGAUGAUGGUGAGGAUGGGCUGAAUAUUGCCCAUGCCUUGGAAAAAAGCUAUUGAGGGUUGGUGCAAAGGCUUAUAGCACCUAUGGAGCUUUGAAUUUAUUCUUGCCCUUAUAUCACUGCCAGAAGAGAUGCAUUCCCUUAGCGCCCUACAAAGACUAGUACAGAAAGCUACUUCAGAUUGCACCUUACUUAAGAAGCUUGUGAUUAGUCCUUGGCCCAACGUGAAAUCACUCCCUACAGUAGCCUGUUUGAGCUUGAAAGCACUUCAAGAAGUAGAACACCAACAAUUUGAGUGAGUUUCACAUCUUACCAAUUCAUAUGACAAUCUAGUUACGUCCCUUCACUUGAGUUUCUUGACCUCUGGGAUUGGAAUGCUUUGGAGUACACAAACAAUAAUGGUAAUAUCUCUCUAAAAGGAGGUGCUCAACAUGUUAUCACCAUCCACACUCACAAUUGACAAUUGUUCUGCUUUUGCAAUACUACUAUCACUUAAACUCAUAGAGCUUCAAGUUCAUUCUUUCUUUGAAUUGACAUCACUGCAGGAUGAGAUGCAUUCCUUAUCACCCUCCAGAAACUCAAAUCUACAAUUAUCUAUGUCUAUUGGAAAGAUGCCAAAAGGAAUUGGUCAAGUCUGACACAAGAUCGCUCAUAUCUCAAAAAUUUAUAUUUUUGUGAAAAUUCUACUAAUACAUAAAGCCAUUUCAAGUCUAAGAUUCCAACUUUUCUUCUCAUUCUCUUUAGCCUUGUUUUAAUUAUUUGACAAUCAAUAUGCACUUGUUAUAUUCUACUUUCAUAAUUAUGGCAUGAGACAACAUAUGAAGCAAAAGAUAGCUUUGUUAUUUAUAUUUACACCUUAUACAUUUGAUAGCUUAUACAAUAAGAAUUGUGCAUCUUCAAACCAAUUUCUAAUGUUAUGGAUAAAAAAUGAUCAUGUUAUUUUAUGUUUUGAAUUCCAAGAAUUUAUGGAAAUGCUGGCUUAGAUUACAUAAUUUAUCACAAAUUUAAUUAGUGUCCCUACUGCCAAAGGGAUAAUGGUGCAAAUAUCUUGGGAAAAUCUGUUCUUACAUUUACUACCAAAUAGGCUUUAGGGUUCUUGAGAAACCCAUUACAUGUUGUCCUUCCUGAGUUUGGGCAUCAUUCUUAUACUAGCUUGAGUAAUAUCACAAACUCAUAUGGCUGAGAGAGACCAUUAGUUGCCUCAACUGUUUUCUAUAUUAGAGAUGUAAGCAAAGAACAAAAUAUUGAUAUAAAUAGAAGUAUAAAAAACAUUUACAAAAUUUUGAUCUUUAUUUAAAAAAUCAUGGAAAUUAUAAAUAACACAAAAAUAAAAUAAAAUUAAAUGAAAGUAGUUAUAGAAGUGUUAAUGUCACAUAAUUUAGAAAAGGGUGCACAUAGCUACUCCUAAUAAAACAUACAAACUAUUAUAAUAUUAUAUAAUUUAACACUUAAAAUAGAUACUAUAGAAAUUGUAAAUAAAAAAAUCAUCAACUACUAUAUAGGAUUUUUGCACAUUAUAAGAUUUGGUACUCUAGUAAAUUAUGUAAGGGUUUAAUAAUAUGAUUCUUAUCAACAUUAGAGAUCAUAAGACAUAUACAAGACAUAGCAUCAAAGAUUUAUAUAGAUAAUUUAUCUUAUCUUUAAUUUUCCAUGAUUGUGAAGUGCUUAGCUUAUUAAAUAUUUUAGGCCAAUCUAAAAGGAAUAGUGGUGAAGAUCAACCAAAUUUUAGUUAAUGUCCUAGAGAUUUAUGUUGAAAAACUAUGCAUGGAUAUUGUUGCAUGUGGAUUUCCAUCAACUCCUCAAGCUAACCUCUCUUCAAUUUGUGUCUCCUCCAUAAUAUGUCUUUGUUAUUUAGCUUAUUAAAUAUUUUAGGCCAAUCUAAAAGGAAUUGUGGUGAAGAUCAACCAAAUUUUAGUUAAUGUCCUAGAGAUUUAUGUUGAAAAACUAUGCAUGGAUAUUGUUGCAUGUGGAUUUCCAUCAACUCCUCAAGCUAACCUCUCUUCAAUUUGUGUCUCAUCCAUAAUAUGUCUUUGUUAUUUAGGUUAAUGCUUUUGGCCUUUCAUUUUGCUUUUGAUAUGUCGUCAUUAUCUUUUCCCAACUAAUUUGAUAAAAACUAUUGCACUAUGGUUUUGGUCAGUGUUUUGAAAGGCGCUCUUAGAGGCGCGCUCUAGGGCGAGGCAUCUAGAAAACGCCUUAAGGCGUUGGCACAACAACAUUGAACACAAAAGGAAAUGCCUUUGACGCCUUGCUCACUAAAGCGUGAGCCUUUGGUUUGCUAAGGUGGCUAAUAAAAAAAAAAUAGAAACAACUUACCGUUGAAGACUUUAUAACCCCGCAAACACAUUGAAGACUGAAGAGGGAACAAAGGGAACAAGUUGGGGGAGAAACCUAACCCUAACCCUAGCUCUUCGUGGUUCGUACCUUCGAUGACCUGAAGAUUAGCUUCUUCUUCGGCAACCUGAAGAUCGACUUCUUCUUCGGCAACCUGAAGAUCGACUUCUUCUUCGGCAACUCCUCUUUCUCACUCUGACGACUUCAUCUCGAUUCUCAAUAGGUAAGGGAAGACCGAUGCUUAAAGACUCAUGCUCUCUUUAAUUCAGGUUGGACAUGCAUACAUGAGUAGAUAUGCUUGGAAGUGAAGAUAGUCUCCUGGGCUUUUUGUAUCAAUGCCAAUACUAAAGACAUAAUACUUAGUCUUGGUUGAGCAUUAAUGUUCAAUACUCUAGAGGCAAAUGUUGACAAGCUAUGGAUGGGUGACACCCAUGGAAAAGGUGUUGCCUACAUGAGAGCAAUUUCUCAUAAUGAAGGGUGAAGAUGAAAGUGUUAAUCUCUUACACUUGGGAACCAACAGACAACCUCAUAUUUCAAAACCAUAAAAUGCAUUACUGAAACAUGGAAAGUCAAAAACGAAUGUAUGGAUUUAGAGGAUGUCUGAUUGAGAAAAUAAUGGUGGAUUCAAAAUUCUCCAUCAUCUCUAUCAUGAGUGAUUGUUGAAGCUUUAGUUCAAACCCAAACACGAGACGACAGCAGUUGUGGAUUCUAAAUCUUCCUCAAGUGUAUUUGUUUUCUAAACAGUAAUAGACGACUUUCAGUCUUUAUACUUGUAAUUUUAGUUUGUCAGUUUUUGUUCCCAAAUUUUUUGUGGAUUCAUACAUCUUAGAGUGGUACUUUAACGCCUGUUAUUUUUUUGGGUCAUUUUUGACUUGUUUGUAUGUAAUCUUUUAUUGAGUUCAUUCUUCCUUAUGAUCUUUUCUAGAUUCUAAUAUUGAGCCUAACAUACCGAGUGCGCUUUAUAAUUAAAUUUGAAAAUUUUUUAUUUGUUUUA
Messenger RNA from Vitis vinifera (wine grape), 9160 nucleotides. RefSeq names its product putative disease resistance protein RGA4. Lineage: Eukaryota; Viridiplantae; Streptophyta; Magnoliopsida; Vitales; Vitaceae. Gene Ontology annotation, biological process: defense response to other organism. Gene Ontology annotation, molecular function: ADP binding; protein binding. The record is from RefSeq and is a predicted model, not a curated record.